CAAGAUACUUUAGGUUUUUUUCUCAUUUUAUUCGGGGAAACAGAACCCCCGAAUUUUUAUCUCACUCCGCUUACGGCUGGUCAGAUCGAUCACCUGAGCACAAAGUCUCAGCCGGUCUUAACCGGGCUCGAUCCUUCCACCGUAGCACCCGAAGGCUUUGAGUGGUACCGCUAG
Molecule: messenger RNA, 174 nt
Organism: Paramuricea clavata
Lineage: Eukaryota; Metazoa; Cnidaria; Anthozoa; Malacalcyonacea; Plexauridae
Source: the annotation of a GenBank genome assembly